CAACGGUCCAUAUUUGAAGGUCCGCAAUAUCAAUAUGAAUUUGAUAAGAAGAAUUUGAUUCCCAGCAUCGCAUGGCCCAGUUCAUGUCCCCAGUAUCCACCUCUCUCUGUUCGUCUCAAAAAUCCUUAAAUUCAAGCAUUCACUCCCCCUUCAACUUGUGCAUGCACUUCUCCUGCAGAUUCCAUGAUGAUGAGCAAUUAUGGAGGCCAACAACUACUAGUGAUCGACUGUUGCUAUUGCCAGACCCAAAUCCCGCUGGUGAGUCCGAUAUCCGUCCUCUGCCGCCGCUGCGGCCGCUGUACCCGCGUCGCCUCUCCGGGCUUUCCCCGCUCCCCCUAUAGUGCUGUACCCUACUAUGUCCGUAUAAACCGACCACCACACGCCGGCUUCCCCCACAGAUUACCAGGACCUCCGCCGAAAGUGCACAGGCGGAAGAAGGCGGUGAUCUGCGGGAUAUCGUAUCUACACACGAGGGGUGAGCUCAACGGUUGCAUCAAUGACGCCAAACUCAUGCGGAGUCUCCUCAUCAGCAAGUUCAAUUUUGCAGAAGAUUCCAUUAUCAUGCUCACUGAGAAAGAAACUGACCCAUAUAAGAUUCCAUAUAAAAGAAAUAUUGAAGGGGCAUUACGUUGGCUUGUACGAGGAUGUCAACCGGGUGACUCCCUUCUGUUUUACUUCUCUGGUCAUGGUUCACAGCUGAGGGAGCAGUAUCGUGGUGAUGAACUUGAUGGAAAGGAUGAAACCCUUUGUCCCCUUGACUUCAAAACCAAGGGUAUGAUUCGUGAUGAUUGGAUAAAUGCAACAAUUGUUGGGCCCAUUCCACGUGACGUCAAGCUUCAUGCAAUUGUAGAUUCUUGUAGUAGUGGCACCAUACUGGAUUUGCCAUGGCUUUGCAAUAUGGACCGGGAUGGAAGCUGUAAAUGGGACAAGGCAUCAGGCGUAUGGAAAGGAGCAAGUGGUGGAGAAGUUAUAUGUAUCAGUGGUUGUCAUGACAAUCAAACCUCUGCGGAAACACAAUCAAUCCCAACAACAGGUGUCAUGACUUUCUGCUUCAUCCAAGCAAUCAAGAGUGGACAGGCAGCCACAUAUGGGAGCUUACUCAAUUCUAUGCGUAGUGCCAUUCGAAGUAUGGGUUCUGCUGCUGGUGGUAGUGGUGGUGCUGUUACAUCUCUUGCCGGCAUGCUUCUAGCAGGCGGAAGAGUUGGUGGUGGUGGGCUGAGACAGGAGCCUCAAUUAACUGCCGGCACGAGGUUCGAUGUGUACACGAAACCUUUUACCCUAUGAUCUUUUAUCUGUCUACACAGAUGAACACUUCAUUAUAUCUCUAAAUGUACUUUAGGCUUUUGAUAAUUGUGAAACAACUUGAUGAGUAAUAAAUUUAUGUUUGCUAUC
Messenger RNA from Rosa chinensis, 1392 nucleotides. Its product is annotated as metacaspase-1. The transcript has 5 exons. The coding region runs from base 184 to 1284 and encodes 366 amino acids. Gene Ontology annotation, molecular function: cysteine-type endopeptidase activity. NCBI's taxonomy places the organism in Eukaryota, Viridiplantae, Streptophyta, Magnoliopsida, Rosales, Rosaceae. The record is from RefSeq and is a predicted model, not a curated record. Gene Ontology annotation, biological process: proteolysis.